AUGCUUGGGAUGAAGGCAAGAGAAAUAUGUGUAGAAGAAAAUAAAGGUCACCAACUGACCAAUACCUCAAGGAAACGAGAAGGGGUGUGUGCACUAGCAAAAUCUAUGCGAGGGAAAGGGAGAUUCUUGCCCUGUAACGCCUGCUACGGUCCUCGAUGCCCCGUUUAUGUAUUGCUUUUUGCCGUGGUGGUGUUUAUUGUCCUGUCAAGUGUGAUCCCUGUGGGACACGCCAUGCCGUUUCGACUCCGUGGCGGCAGGAUCAGCAAGCCCAUCACCGUGGGCCGGGCCGUGGACAGUGUGCUGCUGGACGGUGUGGUGAUCACGGGCGGGGUGCCAGUGGUGUUUGACAUGGAGGCGAUGCUUCCCGGCCCUCUGCGCAUCGACCUGAAGGAUUGUGUGUGCCAGGAGGGUUCGCAGAUUUACGUGCUGGGUUACCGCAGUGCACCAGUGAGUGACCACAGUCUUGUGAUGAACGUGAGCGGCCUGAAUGGGGAGUUCUGUUCACUGGUGUUUGCGCACAAGCUGCCAGAGCAAACAAAUGUGACGAUUUGUGACUCGACGAUUGCGGUGACGGGACCUGUGAAAUAUACCCCGAUUCGCGGAAUGAGCGAUGCCCCCGCCUCGCCGCUUGUGCUGUACGCGACAUUGCUAUUACAUUCAAAGCUGUAUGUGAUCAACACAAUUUUGAGGACGUCCACAGAUGGUGGGGCAGCGAUGCACGUUGCGGGUGGCGUGCAGCUGAAGUCGAGCAUGGUCGUGCUUGACGGCGUGUCGCUGGAGGCAUUGCAUGGCUCGCGUACAUACGCGAUGUACGUGCCGCCUUUGUCAGGUCUCAGUUUGGAGGAUAAGUCUGUGUUUUCCGUGACGAAUGCGUCAGUCAAGAGCAGCGGCGGCGGAUUUGCAUUCGGGAAUCGCCUUACCGUUUCUCUCUCCGUGCUACGUUUUGUGGAUGUUGUCGGGCGUGUGGAGGCUCCUGUGGUGACUGCCAGCGGCGGGAAGAUUGGGGAUGGCGGUUGGCUGGAGCUGUACCGUGUGUGGGCUCUGAAUGACAGGUCUUCUGCGGCGUUGCUUUCGUCGGUGACGGUGAGCAGCGGUGGAGUUGUGUCGGUUGCUCGCUGCGCCGUGACCGGAAAAACGCUUGUUGCCGGCCCGGUGAUGACAAAUGGUGGUGUUGUGUCCGUGCAAUGCAACCGUGCCGAUGGCAAGUUGCUUAGAAGUGCCGUUGAGUACCGUUCCGCCGGCCUGCCCUCCGUGAACGUGGUGCCGUGUGACGGCUGUGACAAGACACAGAACUGCUUCGGUGCGCUGACGACAUCUUUCUCUGAGUGCUCUUGCCGAUGCGCUCGCGGUGGCGUUGGUGCUGCGUGCUUGCCGCCUGGCGUUCCUGUUGCGAAGGCUGGCGGUGCGCAGGGUUGCGUGAGUGGCGUUGCGUUGACGGAGUCCGUGACGAUCGGCGGCGGGCAGGCAACGCUGUGUCUUGAGGCUGUUGUUUUCAGCGGGCCGAUCACUGUGACGGUGGACCUGCGCUCGAUGGACGUGUUUGCUGACGCGCUGAAAGUGACGCUGCGCCACUGCCUGCUCGAGGGCGGCGCGCAGCUGCGGAUCAAAGGGGUUGAAGAAGACACCGCGCGACUGAUGCCUGGCGUUAUUGUGAAAAUGGAGAAUGUGACGUCGCUGGAGGGCACGAUUGUGCUGCAGCACAGACUGCCGGCUAAUUCAAAGGUACUCCUGGCAGACUCAACGCUGCGUGCGACGGUCAACGGCUCGCUGUACGUGCCGACGACCUCUGGCCACAAUGAAUCCCGGUACGGCUCUGCACUUGUCCUGGACGGCGUCCGGCUUCUGUCGUCGCAGUUUGUCGUAACGCGGUCGACGUUCAUGUGUAGCGGGGGUUCGUGCGCUGCGAUCCUCGUGGAGCGUGACCUUUUGCUGGACAAGAAAAGUUCGUUCUACAUGGACAACUGUGCUGUGAACGCCCACCUCCAUGUGAUGGGAUUCAUUGCAUCCAAACUGACCGUGGGUGGCGGCUCCGUCUUUGUCAUCCAGAACAAUUCGUGGCGGGUGAGGACGAUCGAACGGCUCGGCAAUGCGUGGCAAUGUGACAGUAUCACAAUAACAGGGGGAAGCGUUUUGCAGAUUUCCGGGAACAAGUUUGGUCCGAGCGAAUCCGUAAUUAGCAUGCAGUCUUUGACCGUAAACAAGGGGAGCUGGUUGGUGCAACGGGACAACGACUUUCGAGUCAAGAGUGUUUUUCUUUUGAAUCAAGUUGAGUUUGAAACCGGAAGCACCUGGUCGGUGCUUCGAAACAACUUUUUGCCUGUCCCGGGCGCGUACAGUGGCGCAUCCAUGUGGAAUUACUUUUCGUUCUCUACUCCACCAGAGACGAUGAGGCCGACGGUGUACGUUUCGUGCAACAAUCUGAAUGGAAUGCCUCUGGAGGAUUACGGUCGUAUCGCCAUGAGAAUGAACGUGACGUCGUACGGUUGUGGUGAGUGCACGUGGAUUGCUGAAGGCUUUGCUUCGAAGGCGAUAAAGAGCACUGGAAAUAAAUGUGGAUACAAAUGCGCUGCUGACAGCCACGGUGUUUCUUGCCUGCCGGCGGAGAUCCCGAUGAAACUUGGGCCACGACCACCGCUUCCUGUGGCCCCUGCAGAGAUACCAUGCGUGCGUGGUGGCACAGUGAAUGAGGUGGCGGCCCCCACGCCCGGUGUUUCUGGCCUGUGCUUUGUGGGUCUGCAUUUCACUUCUCCGCUCGUCAUCGACAUGAGCGAUUUCAGGCCGGCAACGCGGACGAUCAACAUCACACUGCUGCAGUGCAGGCUGUCGGGCUUGCGAAUAACAGGGAACAGCGAAUACGCCGUACACAUGAGUAUGACUGAUUCCACGGUGGACGAGGGCAGUGUUGUUUUUGACGGUGUGUUUGGUCUGGGGUCUCGGAUACGUGUGGUGGACAGUGUUGUGGAUACAGCGGGUCCCUUGGGCAUAUUUUUUGAGGCAGACUUUGGUGUGAAUGCAUCGAUUCUGCUGCAUCGCACCGCCGUUAUUGCGACAAAUGAGGCCAUUGCUAUAACGGAUGGCUUUAUCCUGAACGCGAGCGAGGUUGUCGUGCAGGGAUGCCGGCUGGAGGCGGCAGUGCCGCAGUUUCAUGAGAGUUCCGCGAUUGCAUUCAAAACCGUUCAAAUUGUUUCUGGGGGACGCUUUCGCGUCAUAGACUCGCAUAUGAUUUCCGGAAGAGGGGUUGCUUUAACCUACCCAUGCAAAUUGACGUCGUCGGCUCUCCUAGAGGUGACGCGGAACACCAUGACGGGCCCAGAGGGUUCUUCUAAAACUGCGCUGCUUUACCACGGCGAUAGCCUCACUAUUUCCGGUGGGGCGGAGCUGCGUGUGGAGCAGAACAGAGUGAGGGAUGCCUUGCUCUACUACGUAUACCGACGCAAUACUGAGGCACUUGAUCUUGUGGAUGAUGGCAGCGUUGCCGUUUUCUCCCACAACGUCUUGGAGGGUUCCGCGGAGGCAGUGAUGGGGGUCAAGGCGAAAGUGCAUUCACCGGCAAGAUUGCUGGCGGGUUGCAACAAGAAGAACAGUGCUGAGGUGAAUUACGAAGAUGCAUUCAAGAAAGCGUCUGUGAUUGGUUGCGGGGCCUGCAAGGGCGGCGACACGGCAUGCCGCGCGCCUGAGGCUAAGUUGGUCAGUGUUGCCGCGGUGCCUCGGACACAGAGGGAUGUGGACGUGAACAGGAGCUGCGUGGUGGACCAGACGCUGAAAAACAUCUCAAUUGAGAUGUGGAAGACGCACCACUGCUACACCAACGUCACAUUUAGUGGCGUGGGCGCUGCGCUGAAGUUUUCUCUCAUGCGAAUGCCACUGCACCUCCCCAUAAACAUCACUUUUUUUGGGUGCACGUUUCUUGACGGGGCUGCGGUGCAUUUUGUGGGUGGCCGCGACGCGGUGGAGUCUGCUGGCGUGCUGAUUCGCGUGAGGAGGGUGGUGAUGCAGUCUUCCGGCGUGUCAUUUUCGAACGCCUUUCCACGUGGCACAGAUAUUGUCAUCAAUGAGAUCGACGCCGAGCAGAUUUCCCUUUUCUUUACACCCUAUCGGUACUCCAACAGGUUUGCUGUUGUCGCAUUGAAGGAUUUCCUGCUCGCCGGCUCCUCUUCACUGCUGCUGAGUAAUGUCGAGAUUCGCCGACCACGAAGGGUAGUAGGCUUUACUCCCAGUGGGUCCUGCUUGGCGGUGGAGGAAUCGUUGACGCUGCUGGAUGGAAGCGCGCUUUACGUGCAGAACUGUACCCUUGCAGGGGCAAAGGCCAUUUUGGACAUGAAUGGCAAGACGAGGGUGGCCAAUCGCUCCGCACUAGCGUUACUCAAUAACGUGGUACUUUCAGGAGAGAGCAUCCUUGACAGCAAAAUCAUUACAGUGGAGGAAUUCAGCGUCUUUCGCAUGGUGGGGAACCGCGGUGCGGUGAGGUUUGGCGUCUACUUGUACGGUGAAUGGAUCGUGCGCCAGUCGAGCUGGGUGGAGUUGCGUGAAAACGAUGUUCCGACAGCUGAUAUGCUUCGUACCUCAGCUUUAUACGCCGUGGAUAUUGACAACAGCAGCGCGCUGACGCUGACAGGCUGCAAGAUGCGUGCCAUGGGCCUGAAAAAAUCUAUGUUGAAGGAAGAGAACAACAGCCACAAGUUUUUUGCGGGAUGCUUGAUGAUUGGAGAGGAAAUGGAGUCAACCGUCGAGGAAAUGCGUAAAGCUUAUAUCACCGGGGUGACGACGGCAGUAAAAUGCGGAGAGUGCGACAAAAUUGGUGGUUGCUUUGCUCCGCUGACAAUUUCGAUCAGUGGCUGCAAGUGCCAGUGCGCUGCUGAAGGAUACGGCGAUGUGUGCGCCCCGUCGCGUCUUGCGCUCUCGCUGCCCGUUUCGUUGUUACCGGCCACACCUGCCCAAGGCAGGUGCAUCAGCGACAUGGUGUACCCCGAGGUGACGCAGACGGUGGGUGGCGGGCUGUCGUGGCUGUGCUACCGCAACGUGACGUUCAGCGGGACCUUCAUGCGGUUCACGGUGGCCGUUGGAGCAAUGGUCGGCGACGCUGUGAGCGUCAUAUUUGACGGGUGCAAAUGGGAGCGGGGAGCCGCGCUUGUUCUUGAGGGUGCCGCAAAUGUAAGGGUAGGGUCGCUGAGCAUUGUGGUUACCCGCAACAGCUUUGAGGAUGCCGUGCUGAGUCCUGCCGGUGCGUUCCCACCGCGCACGAACAUCACCAUCAGCGGGAACCACUUCAACGUGACGAGGGCCAUUCCUGUGCCCGGUGUGGCGUUCCACUACCCGUCUUGCGUUGUGACGAGGGACUUGGUGCUCAGCGGCCAUUCUGCUCUUAUUCUCAUGGACAACAACUUCCACACCGGUGGAUCAGAUUCUGUCGUUGUGUACGUCGCGAAGGGCGGCAUGGCCGUGCAGUCGUACUCUGCUUUUGCGAUGACGGACAACUCGUUCCACGUUUCUGGUGGUGGUCGCGCAGCUUUUCGUGUGUCCAGUGACGACAGUUUUACGGCGGUGCGGGUGCAUAACAACUCGGUGUUCAGCGUGGAGCGGAGCUUUGUCUCCGGCGUUUUGGAGGCAUUUGUGCAUCUGGACACCCUUGAGGUAAAGAGCAAGUCUACCUUGUUGCUGGAACGCAACGUUGGUCUUGUGGUGAUCUCUGUCUUCCACGUUGAAGAGGCGAUGGAGCUAAUGGAUUCUUGGGUAUUUAUCAGCAAGAAUGCCGCAUACGACAACGCGAGUGUUGUGGGCCGCUUUGGAUCUGUCAAGACAGAGAGGUCUCUUCUGGUGGUGUCUGGUAACAGUGUCUUGCCUGUCACGGGAGGUGCCGAAGCUGCUGCCGUGGUGUUCAAGCCAAACGGCCGCUUUGAGGGGAGUAAUACCUCAACCCUCAUCCUUGCUUGCAACAAACCGGCAGGCUCGGCGGAAAAAUUGCGCGACAAGGUUUCCAAUACUUUUGCUGUAAAGGAGGAGAGGUGCAGCGACCAAUGCAUCCUCGCGUCAUCUUGCUUCCCCGCGUACACGACGACGGUCUCGAGUGAUGGCUGCACCUGCACGUGCGCGGAGGGCGGACACGGCGACCACUGCCUGCCCGUCUAUGUUCCUAGGAGCCAUGACGAUGAUCCUUGUGUGCGGAACAUGAAUGUGACGUGGGAUGUGGUUGCAGGGCAUCGGCAGUCGGUGGUGUGCUACGUUGGUGUGACCUUUGCGGCGGACUUUGUGGUGGAAAUGGAGUCAAUGACAGGGAGCGUGCGCAACGUGACACUGGCGAACUGCACAUUUUUGGACGGAGCGAGCCUGUACGUUGUUGGGUGGCGGUCCGACCCGCCUGCUGGCCAGCGCGCCGAUGUGUUGAUCAGCGGGCUUGAGUCGCGCUCUGGCGGCGGCGUGGUGGUGGCGAACCGAUUUCCGCCGGGCUCGCGCGUCACUGUGGUGGACUCGGUGCUGAUUGCAGAGAAGCGCGUUGCGUACCGCGGCGCCUACGAUCUUGGCGACGCGUCCGCGUGCCUCGUGUUGCACAACGUGAGUUUGACGGGGAGCGUGCUGACCAUCGCGCGCACGCACGUGGCGGCGGUGUUCCGCGACGCUGUUGGCGUUUUGGCGGUUCGCGGCGUGGCGCUGUCGUCGCGUGGUGCGCUGUACGUGGACGGGCUGUUGGUGCAGACGGCGCUGGGGCUGUGCGUGUCUGUGGAGGGCGGUGUUGCGGCCAGCGGCGGCUCCGUGGUGGCGUUUUUUGACAGCGACUUCCUGCUGUGCAAGCAUGCGGUGUCUGUGCGUGGGGCUGUGAGCGUGUCGGGCUCUGCUGUGGCGCUUGUGCGGAACGACUUUUCGUCGACGGAGGACUACGCGGUGGCGUUUUAUUCGACGGUGAGCCUGGCCGACGGGUCGAUGCUGCUGGCGAAGGGCAACGUGCACGACGGCGUCUCGAGGGAGAUGCUCCACGCCGCUGGCACCGUGACCGCUGUUGGGAGCACGCUGAGCUUUGUGCGCAACCGAGCGCUGCUGUCUCGGAUGCUGUCGGCGAGCCUGUCACUCACGGCUGGGGCGCAUUUGAGGGUGGUGUGCAACGACGCUGGUGGACGUGUCCUGUCGACGGCGGAGGAUUACGCAGCGGCUGGUUUUGGCGACGCUGGGAGCAUCGACGUUGCUGGGUGCGACGCCUGCGACAGGGACACGCACUGCUACGCGCCCGGGACGGCGUCGGCGAGCAUGAGGAACGGUGUGUGCUUUUGCGCGUGCGGCAGCGGCGGGUACGGCGAGGCGUGCGUGCCUGUGGGAGCUCCCGCGUUGCCAGCCUCUGCCGGGUUUAUUGCGUCUGCGUUCGAGAUUGAGGAUACAGUGGUGCAGUCCACUUUUGUUGUGCCUGCCGGCGCGAACGAGGUGACGCUGCGCCACGUUGUGCUGGACGGCGUGAGUCCGGUGCUCUACGUGCCGUGGAUGGCGCGGGACGGCGUGCGGAUCUUUGUGCAGAACGUGUCGCUGCUGAACGGCGCCGUGCUGUACGUGAUGGGCGGUGGAGGCGCUUCUCGCGCAUGGCCGUCGUCGGAGUUGCAGCUGGAGCUUUCGAUCUGCAGUGUGGAGGCGUUCAACGGCGUGAUUGUGCUGACCGGCACCUUCCCCGCGAAGUCUAUGUUGACCAUGACCGAAUCCCUGCUUAUCACCACUGAGUCGACGCCGCUUGAGUAUCUUCUGGGCUCUCAGGCCGCGGUGUACACUCCGGCGCUGGUACUAUCCGGCCUACAGCUUGUAAAUUCCACCCUAUUGAUGCAUGGUGUUGGCUUUCUGGCGGUCAAAAGUGGUGGACGGACGGUGAUUGUGGAUGGGGCCGCGCUUCGGCUGGAUAGCAGCGGCAUUUCACUGGAGACCGCCUCUUUUGGUGGCGACUAUGCUUUUUACGUGGGUGGGCGGACCGUGCUGUCGGGGGGUGCUGUGCUGCGCGUGUCGGAGAGUGGUGUUUACGCGGGCCGCGGUUUGCUGUUUUAUAAAGGCCUCUCGUUGAACGCAUCCGCCGUCGUUAUUAACGACAACACCGGUGUGCUGACCGAUGACGCGUUGCUGGUGCUGCGGGGGUCGGCGUCGUUUGCGUCCGGGUCGUGGCUGUCAGUGCGCGGGAACGAGAUUGGCGGCAGACAAAGGCUUUUGUCUUUACCGUCACAGCCGUCAGAAAUAACCUUUUUAAAGAGCACGUUUGCGCUUUACGGAAACAUUGGCGGUGGUUCUCAUGUGAUGAACGGCACCAUUGCGGUGGAGGGCCCCGGUGGGGAUUUCGUUGUUGGUUGCGUAAGGCACAAUGGGCAGACACUGAAUGCUGCAGAGUAUGAGUCCGUUGGCAUCUCGGGAUAUACACGCACCGUGGCGUGCGGCGCAUGUGACGCCCGUGUGAACUGCUUUGCUGCUGCGACGAGGACGAUGCCGGGGUCGUGCCACUGCCGCUGUGUUGAGGGCGGGUACGGGCGCGACUGCCUGCCGGUGUACCUGCCGCACGUGGACGGGUGCAACCGCACCGUGACAUGCCCGGCGCUGGAUGUGUCAAUACUACCGGGCCGCGGUUUGACAUUGGAAGACAUUCGCUUGAGUGGCGCCACGCCGAAGAAGCUGACGGUGGCGUUGCCUCCGCCGUUCCGAUGGGAACGCGACGCUGAUCUCCGCCCGUACUUGACAUUUGCGCUCGCGUCGUUGAUGCAGCCGAACGGCUACAGUGGGCCAUGGGGAGAGAAGCUACGCAACUCGACAUGGGAGCGCAACAGGACGAACCCGCGGGGUGUGCUGGAGGUCACUGUACCCAAAGACGACAAAUACUUUAUUGGGAUGGACGAAAAGAUUCUUCUUGCGUACACUCCACAUGCGCUGCACGGCGGAUGCACCGGUGUGCUGGAAGGGGCGUUCACCAUCAAUUCCAACACGCCGGUGGGGCUGUCGCGGGCACUCUUGGUAUUGAACGGUGUUGGUGCCAGCACAGCCGUUGCUGCUAUCGCCGCUGGCGGCUGGCUGGGCUCCAUCCUGGAGAUGCAGGCGCUCGGCGUGUUCGCGAAGAUGUCAUGUGCACCCGCUUGGGAGCGUGCGAGCACGGCUUUGCUGCCGUACUUCCUGUCGGUGUUUGCUGCCCUUGACCCGCUGUGGAUGGUGGUGGGCAAUGCGCUGCUCGCCGCUGUGUUUGGGUGCGUGCACUACGGUGUGACGGCCGCCUUCCAGCGGUGGCGCGGCGUGGACGCUGCGAGUGCGUGGGCGGCGAUGCGCUUCCCGAGCCUGACGUACCUUGUGGCGUACGUGAUGCACCCUGGCAUUUGUGUGUUUUCCGCCUUUUUGUUGACGAUGUCCGACGCACAGGUGAAACACUACGUGAUUGGUGUCGUUGGGAUGCUAUACGGUGUGGCGUUCCCUGCUGGCGUGUGCUACUUUGUUUCGUGCCGCUGUGACGCGGAGUUCAAGGAAUACGAGGGGUUUUCGAAUAAGCCGUUCCCACUGCGCUGGUUGUACCCCGUCGGGUAUUGGUACCCCGCGGCGCAGCAGCGGAUGUACGGCAGCAUCUUUUCGCACGUAAGAGACGGAAAAGCGUAUAUGUGCGUGUUCCAGCUGUCGGUGCUGUGUGUGGUGGGCCUGAUUGCGGCUGUGCACCCGCCCGUGGGAGGCUGCCACGUCCAGUACUUCUGCAUGGCUGCUGUGCUGCUUGCGGGUGCGGGCGUGGUUGCCUUCACGAACAUGAUGCGCUCGGCCUUCCUGACGGUGAUGCACACUGCGGGCUUUGUGCUCCUUGCGGCGCUGUGUAUUGUCAACGCGGCAAACCAUCUUGCGCCGGGCGACGACGGGGUGAGGGGGCACGCGGCGAUCUUGCUGCUGUUGCUGUGCGUGGUGCUUGCAAUCACUGUGUACAGCAUUGUUUUGUGGUACGUGGAGAGCCGAAACUGGCGAGCACUGCGCGAGCAGCGCAAAAGUCCAGACUACUGUUUGCCCGACGGCAAAGACGAGGAGCAAGUGAAAGAGAAGCGCAUCGAGUCCCAUCCAGUUUCUCCGGAGGAGACGACAGUGUGA
Molecule: messenger RNA, 10056 nt
Organism: Trypanosoma cruzi
Lineage: Eukaryota; Euglenozoa; Kinetoplastea; Trypanosomatida; Trypanosomatidae
Product: dispersed gene family protein 1 (DGF-1), putative
Exons: 1
Coding region: 1-10056 (3351 amino acids)
Source: RefSeq, a predicted model, not a curated record